Nicotiana tabacum (common tobacco) is the source of this 2071-nucleotide messenger RNA. Its product is annotated as putative anion transporter 3, chloroplastic. Gene Ontology annotation, molecular function: phosphate transmembrane transporter activity. Gene Ontology annotation, biological process: transmembrane transport. Lineage: Eukaryota; Viridiplantae; Streptophyta; Magnoliopsida; Solanales; Solanaceae. The record is from RefSeq and is a predicted model, not a curated record. Gene Ontology annotation, cellular component: plastid.
AGUCCUGCUCCUUAACGAGUCUAAGGACUCACCAACCUCAACACGCACUUCCCCUUCUUCCUCCUCCUCAUUUCUCAUCAAUCUUCUAUUUAAAUUCAUCCAAUUUAUCCUUUCCCAACAACCCCCAUUUCAUAGUUAAUUAAUAUCAUAAUGUUUCAUAUAAAGAGGUUGUUCUAACAUAUAUUACAUGGUACUAACCACCAUUCUUUUAUCCCCUUCAUUCAAGAUUCUUCCCAAUGGAAGCUGUCAAACUUGGAAAUAAAUUUCACCCACAUUCCUCUUAUACAAAUUCUUCAUCUUUUUCCAAUACCCAUUUUGGAUUGAUCAAAUUUAGAAAGACCCAUAUAGGAUUUGAGCCAAAAAUCCAAAAGAAAUGGACAAGUUUGUCUCUUUCUGGUGGAGAAAGAUUGAAAGAGGAAAUCUUUUUGGAGAAGAAACAGAGAGAUUUUUCUGUAAAGUGUACAGCAGAGGGAAUAGAGAGAGGAUUGUUAGUAGGUGGAAGAAGUGAUGAAGAAAGUGAAUUUGUGGUGGCAGAGAGAUUUAAAGUAGUGGCUUUAAUGGCUUGUGUUAUGUGUUUGUGUAAUGCUGAUAGAGUUGUUAUGUCUGUUGCUAUUGUUCCUUUAGCUGCUAAAUAUGGAUGGAGCAGCUCUUUUUUGGGUAUUGUUCAGUCAUCUUUCCUCUGGGGUUACAUAUUUUCCUCUGUGAUUGGAGGAGCAUUAGUAGAUAAGUAUGGAGGAAAGAAAGUGAUUGCUUGGGGUGCAGCUCUUUGGUCUCUCGCCACUCUUCUUACUCCAUGGGCAGCAAAUCACUCCACAAUCAGUCUGUUGGCUAUUCGUGCUUUCUUUGGUCUUGCUGAAGGAGUAGCUUUGCCUUCUAUGAACACCCUUUUGUCCAGGUGGUUUCCAAGCCAUGAACGGGCGACUGCUGUUGGAAUAUCCAUGGGUGGGUUCCAUCUUGGAAAUGUUGUGGGUUUGGUGCUAACUCCGUUAUUUAUGUCCUCGGUUGGAAUUUCUGGUCCCUUCAUCCUUUUCUCAUCUCUUGGGCUUCUCUGGCUUACAACGUGGAUUAACCGGGUGACAAAUGAUCCACAAGAAAGCAAUUCUAUAACAAAAGCAGAGCUGAGGUUGAUCCAAGCAGGGAAAUCAGAUUCUCCUCCUCUAAAAAAAGGAGAACUUCCACCACUGCAACUGCUGUUGUCAAAAAUGCCCACUUGGGCUAUUAUUUUUGCUAACGUCACUAAUAACUGGGGAUAUUUUGUUCUUCUCUCCUGGAUGCCUGUUUAUUUCAAAACGGUUUUUAAUGUGAAUUUGAAACAAGCAGCUUGGUUUAGUGCAGUACCAUGGGGCACAAUGGCAUUCUCAGGCUAUGUUGCUGGAGCUGCAUCAGAUUUCCUAAUCAAAGCAGGGUACUCAUUGACAUUCGUCAGGAAAGUCAUGCAGUCUAUCGGUUUCAUUGGUCCCGGGAUGUCUUUGCUCUGCUUGAAUUAUGCCAAAACACCUGAGGUUGCAGCAGUGAUGAUAACUAUAGCCCUGAGCUUCAGCUCUUUCAGCCAAGCUGGUUUUCUACUUAAUAUGCAAGAUAUUGCACCUCAGUAUGCAGGAUUUCUACAUGGGAUUUCAAAUUCAGCAGGGACACUGGCAGCUAUAAUAAGCACAAUUGGAACAGGCUUCUUUGUACAAUGGCUAGGAUCCUUUCAAGCAUUCUUAACUCUCACUGCUUGCCUCUACUUUGUCACAGCCAUCUUUUGGAAUAUCUAUGCCACAGGAGAGAGAGUUUUUUAGACUCUAGUCUAAUAUUUUCCAAAUGUUGGCUGGCUUGUAUGAGGAUAAAUUCAUUUAGAGAUAGCAGAAAGGACAAUAAUUACAUCCUUUACAAAUAUUCAAUUUUUUCUUUUCACUCAGUCUCAUGGAUGUGAGUGAGAAUAUAUAUAUAUAUAUUUUCAUGUCUAGUUUACUAUUUUAUCUUUCGAAGGAAAGAGGAAUAGCCUACUUAUUUUUUCACCCUUGUAAACAUUUAAGUUACUUUUAGAAGAAUAUAUUAGAGAAAUUUUGGAAGCAUAAAUUUUGGCAAA